Miscanthus lutarioriparius is the source of this 1524-nucleotide messenger RNA. NCBI's taxonomy places the organism in Eukaryota, Viridiplantae, Streptophyta, Magnoliopsida, Poales, Poaceae. The record is from the annotation of a GenBank genome assembly.
AUGAACGCUGUGGCAUGCGGUCUCUCUCGGCUCGACGAAACAAAACAACAACUAGGACCCUCAGUCGCAAGGAAAAUAGCCCAACUCUGGAUGGGGUACCUCGACUAUUUGGAAGAAAAUUAUGUUCUGAUGGUUUUAUAUUUCUCACAAAGAGGAAGCAACACUAAGUUCCUUGUGCAAGCAUACCGCCACCGUCUCGCGCCAAUCUUUCUCCAGACGCUGCCCUUCUCCCGCUGCUGCCGCCACCGCCACCAAUCUUCUCUCUCGCGCACCAAAUCUUCUCCCAUUGCUGCCCCAAAGCUCUCCCGCUGCCCCAAUCUAGUGCGCCACCACCAAAGCUUCCUACCGCUGCCCCAACCCAUCCAAUGGGGUGCCUCCCAAAUCCACUACCCUCGCUGGAUCUUCAAGCACCCCAAGCCAAGAACCACCCAGCCCUACCUAUUCCUUUGCCCCCAUCCCAAUUUCAUGACCCAAGUGGGCCGUCGAGGUGGCAAGAAGGACCUGCGGAGGAGGCGAGGAGAACCUUCUAGGGUGCUACAGGAGGCGAGGGAGGUGCUGAUUUGGAUGAAAGAAGGACCUGCAGUGGAGGCAAGGAGAACCUGCAGAGGUGCUGGUGGCCUGCCGUUGCCCUGCGGAGGUGCUGGUGGUCUGCCGUUGUCUUGCAGAGGUGCCAGUGGCCCGUCGUUGUGUUGGCAAGAAGACAUUGGACUUAGCUUAGAUGAUAUCACGAUUAGUGAUGGCUUUGAUGAGAUCAAUGAUCCAAAUGAAAUUUCCAUGCUGAUCAAACAACGAAAUGGUGUGACAGUAGACAAUGAGCCACCAGUUGAAGAACAUGAGGGAAUUUUCAUUUUACUUAUUUUGCAAAUGUUCACACAAUCAUAUACAUAUACACACAUUGGACAGGAAAAAUACAAAGCUAAGGCCAUUGAGUUAAAUGGACCGGAUUUUGAUUGGUUGCACUCUUCGGUGGAUCCUAGAGCUCUCUAUGAAUGCACUUGUGGUAGGCCACAUGGCAAAUGGGCCACUUUUAAUGGGACCAUCAAUGAUAGAGAAGUCCUUGCUGAUUUGAAAAGAGGUCGUGCCUCGAUCAUGGCUGCUAGGCAUCAACGUCAAGAGGAGGAGGACCGUAUGAGGAAAGAAGCAAGUGAUGGUCGUUUGGCUAAGGAAUAUGCCCAAAAUAUGUUGAAUUGGGCAAGAAUGGCACAUACUCAUAAUGAAAACAUGCAAAAGUUUAUGGAGUCGGUUGCUCUCCAAACUGGUAUGCCUCUCGCAGCUGUUCCUCCUCUCAUGCCUCCCCCACCUCAGCCUCCAACAUAUGCUAUUUCGCCUACUCCAAAUCUGUCUCCUGAAAAUGUCGGUACCUUUGGCUCAAGUGUUAGAACCGAAACUCCAGAUGAAACUAUAAGUAGGAUUGCUCGUGUAGAAUUCCAUAGCCAUGCAGAUGGAACUCCAAAUGGAGUGGAUGGAACAGCAAGUGGUGGAGGCACAUAUUCUCCUCCGGACGAAGCAUUUCCGUUCUUUUGA